AUGAAUUUUGCAAUAAAUACAAAUAAAUUUGGUUUAUGUCAUUUAUUCGUCACAAAUUUAUCUUCAAAAAACAAUUUCCCUUCACAUUUUACGUCAACAGUAUUUUUUUCUACGGCUCCUGAAACUCGGAAGGAUUAUUAUAAAGUUCUUGGGGUGCCAAGAAGUUCUUCAAUUGAAGAAAUUAAAGAAGCGUUUUAUAAACUUUCAAAGAAGUAUCAUCCAGACAUGAAUCCUGAAAACAAGGACAAGGCUUCCAAAUAUUUUCACGAGGUUUCUGAAGCUUAUGAAAUUUUGGGUUCAAAAGAAAAAAGACGUGCUUAUGACUCAUUAACUGCCGAAAUGCCUACAAAAAUAUUUAAAGCUACGCAUCAUCAAAGAACAAAAGCAGGUGAAAAACAGCAAAGAAAAUGGGAAAAAGAUUGGAGUGAUUUGGAUAUUGACUAUAAAGAUUUUGAACAUUUUCAAAACAUGAGCAGAAAAAAGAGGAUGUUUCAUGGUUCAGCGACAAACACUUCAGAAAAUUUUUGGGCUGCACAACACGAGGCCGCUUCUAAUUACCGAAGUAAUUUAGCUAGAGAACGUGAAAUACGAGAGAGACAAUUGCAUUUACAAUUUGAAGAAAGAAGGCGCCGAGAAGAGCAUCCAAUGCCUACAUUCGAGAAGUUGAGGUUGCAAUCAGAAAAAUUAGAACAGGAAGAAAGGAAAAAAAGACUUUAUAAAUAUUUGAGUUUAUUACCUUUUUCCAUAAUUUUUCUAAUUUGUAUGGGACCAGGAAUAGCUAGAAGGGGGUUUUAG
Messenger RNA from Meloidogyne enterolobii, 795 nucleotides. NCBI's taxonomy places the organism in Eukaryota, Metazoa, Nematoda, Chromadorea, Rhabditida, Meloidogynidae. The record is from the annotation of a GenBank genome assembly.